UCUAGCUUUUUGUUUGUUAAGUGAAAUUAAGAUUCUCUCCCAAAUUUGAUGGCUCUGAAUCAAGAUCCUCAGAUCUCAGCUUCCUGAGUAGUCAGGGUUACAAGCAUGAGCCAUCAUGCCCAGCAAUAUUUAAUGAUUUUUAAAAGCAACAGGUCAAGUAAAUACAUUAUUAAGUAAUGGGUUAAGAGCUAGAUAAUAGGCAGAGAGAUGGAUGGAAGUCUAAUCUUCUAAUUCUUUAAAUCAGACUGAUGAUGUCACUGGGGAAAAGAGGGUCAGUUGGAACCUGGUGUCUGGCAGUUACUGGAGGAGGUGUGAGUGGGCAGAAGGUAUCCAUAAUCCACCGUGGGUCCCUUAAACCUCAAAGCUGCCAAUAUUUUGUGUGCUGGCUAUGUGCCAGAGACACAGGAUACUUUGGGACUGACAGAGCUACCCAUAAUGGAAGACAACUCUCCACACUUGGUGACUCCAGCAUCAGUGAAGGCCAUCCUCUCAAGGAUUGAGACUGCCCAGCUAACUCGAGUUCAAGAGGGUAUUUCUAACCAGCUCUCAGAUAUCUUGGGCAAUGUCAAGAGUGUCAUCAACCGCUUCCAGGAAGAAUUGGGAUACGAUAUAAAAGAAAAAGCAAUCAUUCACAAUGCUGGACAAACGGGCAAAAAGAGACACAUCUUGCUGAAGAAAAUCGCCUCCUUCUCCCAAGAUGCUAAGGUGAAAGAGAGACACCUGUAUGACAUCCUCUGCUGGCUGAGUGACUGGGGUGGCAGUUUGACCUAUGAGCUCAAACAGAGUGAGGAGGAAGAGGAGGCCUUGGAUGAAUGGAUUGAGGUGAUGGAGAAAGUAUUACCUCUCUCCCUCGUGACCACCAAAGGAGGCAUCGAAUCUCUCAUUUCCCUGUGCUCCACUCUCAUUGAAGAUCAAAAGAAAAAGGCAAGAAUGUCCAAACACAUCUUCUGGAAGGACUGGAUAGAAAAAAGCUCACAAAAGUCUGCACAGCACCCUCAGCCACUGAGCCCAGAGCAAAUGCUCCAGGACAAUCACAUCACCAACACAAAAGUCUCUGAGGUGACAGCCAUGCUGCAGGAGCUCCUGGACUCUACCAUGUUCAAUAACAGGGAGGCCGGAGCCAUCAGGUACAUGGUCACUGUGGUAGAGAACCUCAACAAGGCCUUGAUCCUCCAGCAAGAGGAGAAUAAGAGCCUGGAGACCAAAUACAGGUACCUGAAGACAGAGAUGACCAAAGAGCUCACCAACCAGAAGCUGUGCUUCCAGAAGUCUACUGAAACCCUUGAGAGCAAGAGGAAUGCCCUACUAAAGCAGGUGGAGAUUCUAGGGAAAAAGUACCAUGAACUCCUCUUGACAAAGCACGACCUUGAAUUCCAACUGAAGCAGGCUCAGAUUGCUAUAGACCAGGCCAAAGUCCAGAAGAAGGUUUUCCUUAUUCCUUUUGAGCUCCCUGAGAAAGAUGCUCUUCUAAAGAAAGAAAAAGCCAUGGAAGAAACUGACCUGGAGCUCCAGGAAGGGGAGAAGUACCUGGCUUCUUUACUUUCCCCACCUCCCGUGACCUCAGCCUGGGACAGUGAGGGUACCUCUUCAACACAGUCGCUUUCCACCAUGAGCCCAGAGCUGAGGAUCGCAGAUAUAUUCAGUGGCAAGGACACUGGGAACCUUGUGCCACUCUCAGAGGAAGACUUUCCUACAGAAGAUGAGAGACUGGUGGCAGAAGGCCCAGGGCCUGAAGACAGAGAUCAGGAAGACCACUUCCAAGAGAAAAGAACCCAAAUGAGAUCUCACCUGUCCCCAGAGUCAGUGGAGAGAGAAGCUGAGCGCAGGGAGGAGGAGUUUAUCUGGGAGAGACGGAGGCAGCAGUGGCUGCAGGAGGAGGAGAGAUGGCUGCAGCGACAGAGGAAGUGGACCCUGCAGGAGCUAGAACACCACAACAGACUGCGACAGUGGGAGAUGGAGGCAGCCGCCAGGCAGCAGCAACAACAGAAAUCCUCCGGUCCUGAAGACGAGCCAAAGGAGGACAGGCGGAUCUUCAUCACCACCAACCGGUGGAGGAACCUGGAGAAGGCAGAGAGGUCCACCGUGCCUCCCGCAAGGCGGGCUCAGUCAGCUCGCCAAGGCAAGCGGCCACAGGCGCCUGGGACCCCCCACACCCCGCCGCGGGGACUGGGAAACCAGAGGGCAGUGAGCGCAGCAGAGCUUACCCGGACAUCAAAACCCAGCCAGGUUCCCACCAGGCCCAAGAAAGCCGCUUCCUUUCCCAUCACUGGGACAUCCAUUCGAAGGGUGACCCGGCCCUCUAUGCAGAGAUCAGUCAUCCCCAAAGAGAAGGUAUACCACAUGAACAUGGAGGCCCAGAGGGAGAACCUGCAGCUUCUGAGAGGCCAUUCGGAGCUGGCAUUGCCCAACUACCUGCGCAGCAAGGCCCUGUUGCUCAUCACGACCACCAUGGAUCUGAGCUCUGCCAGGCUGCAGUGCCUGUGCCAGAAGUACAUCCUCUACAGACACUUCCAGAGCCUCCGACAAGAGGUGACGAACCACAUACAAAUCUUGCGAGAAUUGAGGACCCCUUACAAGAUCCACAGCUUCUACAUCUUACUAGAAAACAUUGAGCACCAGCAGAACCUUGGCCUACAGACCUGGACAGACAGGCAGAAGGACUUGGAGGCCAAGCGCAAGGAGUGCCUGAACAGCAUGGUGACCAUGUUCCCCAAGCUCCAGCUAGAGUGGAACAUUCAUCUGAACAUCCCUGAGGUCACCUCUCCAAAGCCGAGGAAAUGCAAGUCAUCCUCAGUCCCUCGUCCCCAGUGUGCCCGCUCCAGCGGCCCCAUGUGCAAGCAGCCCUCACUCUCCAAGCACCGGGAAUGCACGCCCCUGUGGAUGGCCAGCCAACAGGGAAACCAGAUGGAUGCCAUCUGGAAAACAGAUGUGGCCUCUUCUAGUUACCCAAUAGAAAAGAAGAUCCCUGCCAGCCAAGCCUGGGACCAGGUGGGGGGACACCCAGAUAUCCCCCGACUGCUGGCAAGAGAUGAGCAGGCCUCCUACCAGAAGGACCACUCAAAACCUGGUCUUAACUCUUGCAGGGCCUCCAUGACUCAACAGAGGGAAUGCCAGAAACCCACACUUGAGCUAGCCGAGUUUGUCAGCAAAAAGUCAACCAAACUACUCCUCGGAACCCCACAAAGCCAGAAGAAUCAAGACACAGCUUCAGUCCCCACUCCAUCCCUUAACUAGUGAUUCUCAAGCUUCAGGGUGACUAAAAACCACAUAGGGAUCUGUUCCAAGUGCAGGUUCCCAGUUGGUGCUUUUCAAUAAAAACACUCCUGGAUGUUAAGAAGUCAUCUGAGGACUUUAAGAAACACGAUUUUUUUCCUUAGUCUCCAA
Molecule: messenger RNA, 3384 nt
Organism: Perognathus longimembris pacificus (Pacific pocket mouse)
Lineage: Eukaryota; Metazoa; Chordata; Mammalia; Rodentia; Heteromyidae
Gene: Fam186b
Product: family with sequence similarity 186 member B
Exons: 8
Coding region: 436-3234 (932 amino acids)
Source: RefSeq, a predicted model, not a curated record